AUGGAAUGCUUUUGCUCAACACAUCAUAGCUAUUCUACACUAAUGUUUUUACUUAGUGCUUAUGAACUUUUUCGCUUAAUAACGAUUUGGACCGGCUUCAUCAAAUAUGAUUUAACUGGACCAAACUUUUGGAUAAAAAAAGUUGAAGUAUGCGAUAAAAUGGAUGGAUAUGCCCCUUUAUGCUAUAGAGGAACGCAACAAUCUGUUGAUCCAUGGGCUUUUAUAAGAGUAAAAGACGAGAUAAAUACAAUUGAGGCAUCCUUAAACUCGCUAAUACCGGCUUUAAAAAAAGGAGUUAUUGGAUAUGUCAAUUCAACAGAUGGUACAAAUAAAGUAAUUCUAAAUUUUUGCCGACAACAUCCAACAUUCAUUCCAAUUAAGUAUGAUUACGAUGUAAUACCUGCGAACGAUGAACUUUACUUUCAAAAGUAUGAUGCAAACCGUGCUCUUGAUUCAUAUUACAAUUAUGUAUAUAAGUUCAUUCCAGACAAUGAAUGGUUAAUUAGAAUUGACGCGGACCAAAUAUAUGAUACUGAAAAAUUAUAUAUGCUCACUUUUCUACCUGAUAAUGAUAUAGAAGCAAUUCCUAUUUUUAGAAUUAAUCUUCAUGUUGACGAUGGGAUUCUUAUGAUUCUUAAGAAUGGCUAUGGACCUUUUAGCUAUGUUAAUGACCAGUGGCUAUUGAAAAAGACAAACGGAUCUGGUUUUACAAUGCAUAUUGAUAAUAAUUCCAGAGAAGCAUGGGAAUUAUUAUAUCCUGCCCCACCAACAAAUACUCAAACAGAUAUUAUUGCAUGGCAUUUCCCUUUUCUUAAGCACUGGAGGAGACUGCAGGAUGAUUCCCAUCAUGAUUCAUUUGAUAAAGUAAAGCGAAUACCUUUUGGACAAAAUGCAAAAAUAUUAGCUCGCUUAUCUCAUCUUCAUAUGGAUGAAGAUAUGAUAGAUGAAAAUAGAGUGAAGGAAUUGUUAUUUAGAUAUCGAAAUGUUACCGAAAAUUAUUAA
Molecule: messenger RNA, 1002 nt
Organism: Trichomonas vaginalis G3
Lineage: Eukaryota; Parabasalia; Trichomonadida; Trichomonadidae
Product: beta-1,4-N-acetylgalactosaminyltransferase (CgtA) family
Exons: 1
Coding region: 1-1002 (333 amino acids)
Source: RefSeq, a predicted model, not a curated record